UUUUUUUUGAUAAUUAUUAUUCGUUAUCCCCAAACCAGCCUAAAACCCUGUGAAGUGUUUGCAUUCCAUUUCGAAUUCGAUAAACCUCUCACUGACUCAUUUCGAAGAAGCAAAAUCUCAAUGUCAGGUUUAAAGUUCGCACUCUUCCGCAUCCCUCGAACUCAACCUCUAACCAACAAACUCAACCAUCCUUUUCUCUUUUUCAAACCACCGCACCGCCGCACUUCUUUCUUCUUCUCCUCCUCCGCCGCCGCAACCUCCGCCUCCGCUGUAACUGUAUCUUCCGUCGACCAUCCCUGGCCUGAAUGGAUCUCAUUCGUCGACCGAUUGACCGCCAAAGGCUAUCUCUCCCAAUCAACCGAUGCCAGUGUUUACUCCAACAUCAACCUCUUGAAAGAUGCUUCUCUUAGCUUCGCUCGUGACCGUUACGACGUUUUCAAAUUGCUGUCAGCGGAAGAUAUUCAAGCGGUUGUUGAAGGAGGAUGUCCUAAUCUUCUCCGUAAAGCUGUUAAUUCGGCUAAAAGGCUCAGAGCUCAUCUUCGAUUAGAAGAAGGCGAUGUUUGUAGUGCUUGCAAUCUGCGAGACUCUUGUGAUAGAGCUUAUGUGAUUCUAAAGGAAUCUGAAGCUGAUGCUCGAACUGUGGAUAUUGUGCGGAUACUUUUGUUCUAUGCGGUGGAUCCACUUGUUCUUUCUGGAGGAGCGAAACCACCGGGUCGAGAAGUUAUUGAAUCAUCUGCAAGGCAACUUCUAUCUCAGUUGAUUGAGUUGAGUGAGGCGGCUCCUGCUCCUCCUCCUGUUCCUGCUCAAUCAAAGUCCACUUCUAAGGAUGCUGCGGCAAAAAGCAAACCUCUAAGUUUUAAGGCUGAUAUGUUGUCUAAACAUGUUGAGAUGAAGAAAGGCGACUGGACGUGUCCAAAAUGCAAUUUUAUGAACUUCUCUAGGAAUAUGAAAUGCUUAAAUUGCGAGGAAGAUAGGCCAAAGAAUAUUGACCCUCCAGCUAUUGAAAUGAAGGAAGGAGAUUGGACCUGUUCUGAAUGCAAUUUCUUAAAUUUUUCCAGAAACAUAAAGUGUCUAAAAUGUCAAGCAGAGGGGCCCAAGAGGACCAGUAGACUCAAUAUGAAUGAGGUUCAAAUGAAAAAGGGAGAUUGGACAUGCCCACAGUGCGGGUUCAUGAACUAUGCAAGUAAUGUCAAGUGCUUGAAGUGUCCUGAGCCAAGGCCCAAGAAAAAUCCCGGGGAAUGGAAUUGUCCUAAGUGUGAUUUCUUGAAUUUCGCAAGUAAAACCAAGUGUUUUCGUUGUGAAGAGUCAAAUCCAAAUCCCAAGACGUAUCCUGGAGAUUGGAGUUGUCCAAAAUGUGAUUUCUACAAUUAUGCAAGAAACACGAAAUGCUUGAAGUGCAAUACUAAACAGUCUAAAGAACAACCAAACAAUGAGGAUGAAGAGCGUAUUUGGAGGAGACAAAACUGAAUAGAAAAAGACCAGGCUUAAUUUUGUUGAGGUCAUGAUUGUGAUUUUUGGUUGUAAAAUUAUUUGUUACAGAUGCAUUAUGUGUCCAAUUUUCUUACUCAUACUUUUCAUUAAUGUUGAGCUAAUAGCUUCUUCACCUUUGAAAAAAUCACUUCACCAUUGCGGUGCGAUUGUUUGAUGAGAGUUUGUGUAGGGAUAAUUUGUUUAUUUCUUCA
Molecule: messenger RNA, 1682 nt
Organism: Vicia villosa (hairy vetch)
Lineage: Eukaryota; Viridiplantae; Streptophyta; Magnoliopsida; Fabales; Fabaceae
Product: zinc finger protein VAR3, chloroplastic
Exons: 8
Coding region: 121-1467 (448 amino acids)
Cellular component (GO): cytoplasm
Molecular function (GO): mRNA binding
Source: RefSeq, a predicted model, not a curated record